This is a messenger RNA of Sitophilus oryzae (rice weevil), 1055 nucleotides long. Its product is annotated as mitochondrial intermembrane space import and assembly protein 40-B. Gene Ontology annotation, molecular function: protein-disulfide reductase activity. Lineage: Eukaryota; Metazoa; Arthropoda; Insecta; Coleoptera; Curculionidae. Bases 514 to 939 code for a protein of 141 amino acids. Gene Ontology annotation, cellular component: mitochondrial intermembrane space. Gene Ontology annotation, biological process: protein import into mitochondrial intermembrane space. The record is from RefSeq and is a predicted model, not a curated record. The transcript is spliced from 2 exons.
UAUCUAUGGUCUGAACGUCAGAUCGUCAGAUGUCAGCACUGUCAGCAGUCAAAUAGUGCGUUAACCUAAGAAAAUUCUGAAAUAAUUUCUUGAUUUUACAUCACAUUAUAAUCAUUAUUAGUUUAAAACCUGAAUAAAUUUUCCCAUCGAAAUGAAAUGAGCAAUUACUACUAUCUUGAUGUGUCAUUAAUUUUAAAAGAACCUCAAGAAGUUACAGUAGUGUUUUUUAAGAAGAAUAUAGUCGAGGCUAUAAAACAACUAUUUGGAGAAGUUGGUACUGCCAGUAUUACUUUUGAUAUCCUAAAGUACGAUUCAGAAAAACUUCGAGCCAUUAUUAGAGUUCCUAAUAGAUAUUUUGUUAAAUUCCGCGGAAGUCUUACGUUACGCGGUAGCUACGAAGGGAUUAAAUCAUCGUAUGUUAUUCAUAAGGCCGCGCCACUAUUGCUAGCGUUGCAGGGCGACAGUAGAGAUUAUAUUCAUUAACAAAUUAAUAUAUUAUAAUUAAUUCUAAAUAUGUCGUACUGCCGAGAAUUUGGCAAAGACAAAGUAAUUUUUGCCACUAAGGAAGACCAUGCCGUACCGAGUAAAGUUACACUGUCACCGCCCGAAAAACAACCAGGUUUAAUUCUGCCCAAUGGUGACAUAAAUUGGAAUUGCCCGUGUUUAGGAGGAAUGGCAACGGGACCUUGCGGAGUCCAGUUUAGAGAUGCAUUUAGUUGUUUCCAUUAUUCGAAAACAGAGCCUAAGGGUAGUGAUUGUUUGGAGAAAUUUAAAGCCAUGCAAACGUGUAUGCAGAAAUAUCCAACGGUAUAUAAUAAAGAAUUGGCUGAUGACGAUGAUGAUAUGAGCAGCAUGGUAGAAGCUGAGCAGUCUGCAGCAGCGCCAGGAAGUAGCAAGGUAGAGAAACACCACAAGAAAUCAGCUAGUAACAAAGAAUAGAAUAGAUAUUUGAAAAAUGGUGUAUAUGGGUUGCAUUUGUAAAUCUGAAAUGUUUCUUGUAUACAAACUAUUUUAGGUUUAAAAAUAAUGUAGUAAAUAAAGGUUUGUUGUAUAUA